Penicillium verhagenii is the source of this 264-nucleotide messenger RNA. RefSeq lists its product as uncharacterized. The record is from RefSeq and is a predicted model, not a curated record. Lineage: Eukaryota; Fungi; Ascomycota; Eurotiomycetes; Eurotiales; Aspergillaceae. Bases 1 to 264 code for a protein of 87 amino acids. The transcript is spliced from 2 exons.
AUGCCUGGGCAAGUUCAGGGAGAUGAGGACAGAUUCCGACGAGUGGACCAUGAAGGAUGCCCAUGGAUAUUCAAUACCGGCCCGUUUCAUAAAUCCACCGAUGCUCGCUGCGCUGUCGAUGCUCCCAAAGACAACCUCUCAUGCCGAGGUGUCCGACGUGCUCCACCUCCUUUUUCUCCUGAAUAUCCGUCCUCGACAUACGUUGGCCAUCCUGUUGUGACCUGCAUGCUGUCCAGCAUAGGAGAACUGACGCCUGGCUCGUAG